Molecule: messenger RNA, 1599 nt
Organism: Dichotomopilus funicola
Lineage: Eukaryota; Fungi; Ascomycota; Sordariomycetes; Sordariales; Chaetomiaceae
Product: beta-apo-4'-carotenal oxygenase
Exons: 2
Coding region: 1-1599 (532 amino acids)
Biological process (GO): aldehyde metabolic process
Cellular component (GO): cytoplasm
Molecular function (GO): aldehyde dehydrogenase (NAD+) activity
Source: RefSeq, a predicted model, not a curated record
AUGGCUACCAACGGCAAGAUUGCGGAUUUUGAACAUACGGCGCUGGACGCCAUUCCCGGCAUCGCCAGCACGGCGCGCGGCACCUUCCGGACUCACAAGACCAAGAACUUGGAAUGGCGCAAGGCACAACUGCGCAAACUGUACUGGGCGGUUGAGGACUAUACACCCCAGCUUGUCGCCGCCCUGAAGGAUGACUUGGGAAAAUCCGACUUUGAGGCCACCCUCACGGAGAUUGACUGGAUGAAGAAGGACUGCAUGUUCAUGCUUGAUCACCUGGACAAGUUCGCCAAAGACGACAAAUUGGGUGCCCCCGCGGUCCCGCUCACUUACUCCUUCAUGUCGUGGCGCGUUCGGAAAGAACCUCUGGGCACCGUCCUCAUCAUCGGCCCCUACAAUUUCCCUAUCCAGCUCCUCCUGGCUCCUCUGGUUGGCGCCAUCGCCGCUGGGUGUACUGCGGUUCUCAAACCCUCGGAACUGACGCCCAAGUGCGCAAUGGUGAUGAAGACUUUCCUCGCUGAGAGACUUGACAACAGCGCCUUCGCCGUGGUUAACGGAGCCAUCCCCGAGACGAACGCGCUCAUGAACGAGAAGUGGGACAAAAUCUUCUUCACCGGCAGCGCCCCGGUCGGCACCAUCAUUGCGAAGAAGGCUGCCGAGACCCUGACUCCCGUGGUGCUUGAGCUCGGUGGCAAGAACCCUGCUUUCAUCACCAAGAAUGCGAACCUCGCUCUGGCUGCCAAGCGCCUGCUCUGGGGCAAGACGGUAAACGCGGGCCAGGUCUGUCUAUCUCAGAACUACAUCCUCAUCCACAAGGAUCUCGUCGACACCUUCAUCACCCACCUCAACGCUGCCUACAAGGAGAUGUUCCCCAAGGGCGCCCAGGCGAGUCCAGACCUUGGCCGCAUUGUCAACAAGCGCCACUUCCUGCGGCUCAAGAAGAUGCUUGACGAUACCCAGGGGAAAAUCGUCAUGGGAGGUUCAUUGGAUGAGACGGAGAACUUCAUCGAGCCCACCGCUGUGUUGGUCAACUCGGUCAACGACUCGAUGAUGCAGGAGGAGUCGUUUGGGCCCAUCUUCUGCAUUUACCCCGUGAACACGCUCGAUGAGGCUGUUUCGACAGCGAACCUGGUUCACCGUACACCGUUAUCUCUGUUCUCAUUUGGCUCCAAGGCCGAGAACGAGAAGGUCCUGAACGAAAUGACAUCGGGCGGUGCAACCCUCAACGAUGCUUUCUUCCACGCUUCGGUCAACACCAUUCCCUUUGGCGGUGUUGGCGACAGCGGCUGGGGCGCGUACCGUGGCAAGGCCAGCUUCGACGCGUUUACGCAUUUCCGUACCGUGUCAGAGACGCCCAGUUGGUCGGAGAAGCUCAUCGCGGUGCGAUACAUGCCGUUUGAUUACAAGAAGCUCAAGCUCCUCACUCGCUUCACCAACAAGAAGCCCAACUUCGAUCGCAACGGCAAGGUCGUCAAGGGCCUUGGGUACUGGACCGGCGUGGUCUGCGGGCUGGGCGGCAAGAGCGCCAAAGGUGCGUUAAUGCGCUGGGCGAUUGUCCUCCUCGCCCACUAUCUCUACACGCACGGCGGUCUUAGGAAUUAG